Peronospora matthiolae is the source of this 1017-nucleotide messenger RNA. Lineage: Eukaryota; Oomycota; Peronosporomycetes; Peronosporales; Peronosporaceae. The record is from the annotation of a GenBank genome assembly.
AUGACGUCUCUCUUCCUGCGUCCGUCACAGCGUCUGGUGCACGCUCAACACACAGUGUACUCCCGACUACUUCACCAGAAAGCUCCAUUUAGCUCGCCUACGAGUUCUACUCCAUCACCUUCAGGUCUCACGUCGCUUCAGAAGGUAUCGCUCGGUCUGGCUGCAAUGUUCGGUGGCGGGUAUGCCAUUGGCUAUUUGUUUGGCCCCUUCCCGUCGCUGGAAGACAUUACGGGCAUCAAAGCUGUGAGCGGUGCUCCGAAAUAUAAGGGAGAGCUCUAUGUGACAGACAAGGUGUUCUUCGACAUUAGCAUUAAUGACGACUACGUGGGCAAGAUCGUCAUGGGUUUAUACGGAGAAGUACAGCCUCGCACGGUUGAGAACUUUCGGGCGUUGUGUACCGGAGAGAAAGGCGCGUCCCGUGCUGGACCGCCAUUGUGGUUCAAGGGCUCAAGCUUUCACCGCAUUAUACCUGGCUUCAUGAUCCAGGGUGGAGACUUUACUCAGCACAAUGGACGUGGAGGCGAGUCUGUUUACGGACGUCGCUUUGACGACGAAGAUCUGAGUGUUCCGCAUGGAGGUCCUGGCACUCUGAGUAUGGCGAAUGCUGGCCCGAAUUCCAAUGGAAGUCAGUUCUUUAUCUGCACAGGAGAUACGCCGUGGCUGGACGGGAAGCAUGUAGUAUUUGGACGUGUGCUGGAAGGGAUGGACGUCGUAGAUAUCAUCUCGAGCUGCGGAAAACGCUCGGGUAAACCCAAAGCAAUGGUCAAGAUCAUGAACUGCGGUGCGCUCGAUACGGAGGCGACGAACCAAGGUGAUACGGAUGAGGUAAAAGAGCCGAAGCGGUUGACGCGAGAAGAGAUGCAAGAUCGUCUCGACUCGCUGCGCGAGGUGGAGAGUAAGUUCAAGGCGCAAAAGGACCAGAGUGAUAUCACCAUGUAUGAACAACUGAUGGCGGAAAUUAAGCACGAGAAGGUGCGAAUCAAGAAAGCGCUAGAGAAACAGCACCCAGACGAGUAG